AUGGAGUCUUAUUGGCAGUACACUGAAAAAGAUACAAGGAUGAUGUACAUCGACAACCCGCUCCUCAUCGGCGGUAAGAAGUUCGACUUGCGUCUUUACGUGCUCAUCACGUCUUUCCGCCCCCUCAAGGCCUACCUGUUCCGCAUGGGCUUCUGCCGCUUCUGCACAGUCAAGUACGACGCCAGCAUCCAGGAGCUGGACAAUAUGUACGUGCACUUGACCAACGUCAGCGUGCAGAAGCACGGGGGCGAGUACAACAGCAUGCACGGCGGCAAACUGUCGGUGCAGAACCUGCGCCUGUACCUGGAGAGCACUCGCGGCAAGGCCGUGACCGAGCGGCUCUUCUCCAGUAUCUCGUGGCUCAUCGUGCACUCGCUCAAGGCCGUCGCACCGGUCAUGGCCAACGAUAGGCACUGCUUCGAGUGCUACGGCUACGACAUCAUCAUCGACAACAAGCUCAAGCCCUGGCUCAUCGAGGUGAACGCGAGCCCUUCCUUGACGUCAACCACCGUCAACGACCGCAUACUUAAGUACAAGCUUAUCGACAACAUCCUCUCGGUGGUGCUCCCGCCGGACGGAGUCCCGGAGUAA
Molecule: messenger RNA, 591 nt
Organism: Frankliniella occidentalis (western flower thrips)
Lineage: Eukaryota; Metazoa; Arthropoda; Insecta; Thysanoptera; Thripidae
Product: polyglutamylase complex subunit TTLL1
Exons: 4
Coding region: 1-591 (196 amino acids)
Biological process (GO): microtubule cytoskeleton organization; protein polyglutamylation
Cellular component (GO): cilium
Molecular function (GO): ATP binding; metal ion binding; tubulin-glutamic acid ligase activity
Source: RefSeq, a predicted model, not a curated record